CGAACAGAAAAAAAGAAGGGGAAAAAACUCAAAAGAAACAGAGCAGCCCAUUCCCUCCCUCCGCUUCAAUUUCAGUUUCGGUAGAGCGGAGAGAAGAAGGGAAUUUUUGCUUACAAUUGAAGAAGAUGCCUGUCAAGAGAGAACCCUGUAGAAACUUUCAGCGGGGAAGCUGUCAGUACGGGGAAAGAUGCAAAUUUCUUCACGUAGUCCAGCAACAGGCAAAACCCAGUAACCCCUUUGGAUUUGGCUCUGGCCAGCAACAACAGCAGCAGCAGAAGCCGAACCCUUUUGGGUUUGGAGCGCAGAGCUCCAAUCAGUCAAGAGGGCCUGGUGGGUUUGGUACCACACAGCAGCAAUUCAAGCCUUUUGAGAAUAAAUGGAGUCGUUCAGAGAAUGGAGCUGGCCCUGGUGCAUCUACGACGAAGCAGCAGGCUGAUAACAAGAGACAGGCAGCUAAUCAUACGUGCACUGACCCUGAAUCCUGCAAACGUAUGAUUGCUGAAGACUUUGAGCAGGAGAGGCCAAUUUGGAAGCUCACUUGCUACAGUCAUUCCAGGAAUGGUCACUGUGACAUUGUUGGUGACAUUAGCUAUGAAGAACUCCGAGCAGUUGCCUACGACGAUGCCAAGAGAGGGGUGAAUUUGCAGUCAAUUGUUGAAAGGGAGAGAAAUCUAUCAAACUCUAAAUUGGCUGAGUUUCAGAACCUUAUCCGCAAUCCUUAUGUACCACCUCCAGGAUCUGCUUUUGCCUCUCAGAGUCCAUUUCCUGGACAAGCUAGCAACGGGUUUUCGCCUACUGGUCCGAGCAGUGCUCCUCCACAAGUGUCUAGCUUCAGCCAGCUGGGUCCAUCUCUUAAUAUGGGGUUUGCCGCAAGGCCCACAGGACAAGUACCAAACAAUAUCUCCAACCAACCAAAUCUUUUCUCAAGUUCUGUUCAGGCAUCAAACCCCUUUGGAGUGAGGCCCCCUUCACAAGUGAAUAAUCCUUUUGGCCAGCCAAAUAGUUCCCCCUUUACACAGAAUUCAGGAGCAGUCGUGGCGAAUAACAUUCCUACUGCAAAUAGUCCAUUUGGAGUCCAAAAUUCCAAUCAGCAGCAGCAGCAAGGAAGUUCAUUUCCCUCAAACACGACAGGGUUUCCCGCCAGUGCCAGUGGCAAUCCAUUUUCUUCCUUUGCAGCAUCACCACAAAAUUUUCAGUCAUUUACUCAGCAGAAUCCUAAUAGUUUGAAUUCCGUAGCACCAUCUGCAAAUAUUCAGUCAGUAAAUAGUAGUGGUCCAAAUAAUACCGCUUCCUCUGGGGAUAUGAGCAUCUGGUCAAAAACAUGGAAUCCUGGAGAGAUACCAGAAGAAGCACCUCCGCCCGAGUAUGCUUACUGAACAACACACACGGGUAUUAAACUUAAGCUGUAUUGGCAUAAACUGCUCAAUCGCCUUUCACUUUCGAGACCGGAUAGAAUGCACACUUCGAGAUGGAAAGACAACGGUGAUGCCCAUUCUGCAUAAUUUGUUUAUCAAUGGAACAUGAGUCGGUUUGAAUUGAUAGAAGUCUGUUCAUGUUGGGCUUUUGGUGAAUCUAACAGGGGAACAGACAAUUCUGCUGUGUUUUUUGUAAUGUAUGAGAAGUGAGAACUCAGAAGAGCUUCUUAGCUUCUAGCUGUUAUAUACUAUAGUGUAGAGGGAAGAGACAAAGGAUUGUAGCAGAAGAUGUUCUGAAAUUUAAUUUUAGUUCAUCCAUGAUCCAAGGUACCAAAAUGGGAUGAAGCUGGAAAUUGAUGGUGUGUCCCCCAAAAAUUAUGGGAGGGAAGUGAUAUAUAAUAAUGAUAUGAUGGAAAGAAGAAAGGAGAAGGAAAGGGGAAGAAGAGGUUGCCACCCUGUGCUAACCUGGAGCAGGUGAUCUGUAGGGAAGGAUGAGAGGAAGGAAAGAAUA
This is a messenger RNA of Linum tenue, 1926 nucleotides long. The record is from the annotation of a GenBank genome assembly. NCBI's taxonomy places the organism in Eukaryota, Viridiplantae, Streptophyta, Magnoliopsida, Malpighiales, Linaceae.